Setaria italica (foxtail millet) is the source of this 2035-nucleotide messenger RNA. Its product is annotated as probable polygalacturonase At1g80170. Gene Ontology annotation, biological process: carbohydrate metabolic process. Bases 309 to 1832 code for a protein of 507 amino acids. Gene Ontology annotation, molecular function: polygalacturonase activity. The transcript has 5 exons. Lineage: Eukaryota; Viridiplantae; Streptophyta; Magnoliopsida; Poales; Poaceae. The record is from RefSeq and is a predicted model, not a curated record.
UUUUCUUUUUCAGAGGAUGAGUAAAGCAUAAACCACACCUCCCUCUGUCGCACGCACAUUUUAUCAUUCACUUGCACUUCAAGUCCUCCUCUGUCCUCGCUCGUCGUCCUCUUUCUUCCUCCUACUCGAUCCAUCCAUCCAUCCAUCGAUGGCCUCUCUUUGUCAGCUCGCGCACAGCUCAUCCAUCAGCUCCAUCUCCAGGUCUCCACUAUAAACCGCCACACGCUUGCAAGCCAAGGUGUACCGGUCGUCUUCGAGCCGCCACCAUUAGACAGCUUCAGAAGCUAUAGGAUCAACCAGGCUGUGCAAUGGGGGCAGGGAGGAGAGGCGGCACGAGAGCGACGACGCUGCUCUUGGUGCUUCAGGUCUUGUUCGUGGCCGUGGCGAGGGCGGCGGUGGGCGGCGGCGGAGGGGAAGACGCCGGUGAGAGUUUCCUGAGGUUGUGGUCGGAUGGAGGUGAAGAAGCUGAUGGACAGCAGGAGGAUGUCUUCAAGUGGGAUGGAGAGGAAGACGAUGACGACGAUGAGGAGGAGGGCCGCAUCAUGAUGUGGGGGAAGGGGACCGGGCGGCCGCCGACGUGCCGGAACGUGGUGAACGUCGACAGCUUCGGCGCCGCGGGGGACGGCGACGCCGACGACACUGAGGCGUUCUCGAACGCGUGGAAGACGGCGUGUUCACUGGAGAACGCGGUGUUCUUGGUGCCCGCCGGCCGCCGCUACAAGGUCGGCGCCAGCACCUUCAUGGGGCCGUGCAAGCCCAAGAUGAUCAUCCAGAUCCAGGGCACGAUCGUGGCGCCGGAGGAGCCGUCGGAGUGGGACCCCCGGAGCCCCCGGCUGUGGCUCCUCUUCUCGGGGCUCGCCGGCGCCCGCAUCCAGGGCGGCGGCGUCAUCGACGGCUCCGGCUCCAAGUGGUGGGCCAACUCCUGCAAGAUCAACAAGUCCAACCCGUGCAAGGCUGCUCCGACGGCCGUGACGAUCGACUCGUGCCGCGGCGUGCGCGUGAAGGGGCUCCGCGUGCAGAACGCGCAGCAGAUGCACCUGACGGUGUACCGGUCCCGUAGCGUGCGCGUCACCGGCGUCCGCAUCGACGCCCCCGAGGACAGCCCCAACACCGACGGCAUCCACGUCGCCGAGUCCACCGCCGUCACCAUCCAGAACUGCCGCAUCGGCACCGGCGACGACUGCAUCUCCAUCGUCAACGCCAGCUUCAACAUCCGCAUGAAGAACAUCGACUGCGGCCCCGGUCACGGCAUCAGCAUCGGGAGCCUGGGGAAGGGUGGCACGUUCGCGGCAGUGGAGAACGUGGCGCUGGACACGGCACGGAUCAGCCGGGCGCAGAACGGCGUGCGGAUCAAGACGUGGCAGGGCGGCGCCGGCUACGUCCGCGGCGUGCGCUUCUCCAACGUGGUCGUCGACGACGUCGACCACCCCAUCGUCAUCGACCAGUUCUACUGCGACGCCGCCGGGGGCGCCCCCUGCCGGAGCAGCACCGCCUCCGCCGUGGCGGUCUCCGGCGUCGCGUACCGCAACAUCAGCGGCACGUCGCGGCGCGCCGACGCGAUCAGGUUCGCCUGCAGCGACGCCGUGCCAUGCACCGGCAUCGUGCUCAGCGACAUCGACCUGCGCCGCAGCGAUGACGACGGCGGCGGGGAGGUGCAGACCGUCUGCAACUGCGCCGUCGGAUUCGACUACGGCUGCGUCCGCCCCGCCGUCGACUGCCUCCGCAGCAGCACCUGCGGUGGCGCGCCCGACGACCACCCUGACCACGACGACGACAAGGAGAAGGAAGCGGCCGAGACGACGCCGGCGCCCAUUCUCCAUACCGAGCUGUGACGAGCAGCUCGAAUGUGCUCGUUGAUCAUGGCUCAUUAGAUCUCAUUCUUCGAUGCUAAUGCUUGCUGUAAUGCUGUUGCUGAGAUCAACGUACUUAGCAGUCACUUUUGACACCAAAAAGUUUGUUACUACUAAUUAGUGGAAGUAACCUUGCAUGCCGUAACUUUCAUUCUUGUUUUACCGCGUGGUGUACAAAUCUAAAA